Molecule: messenger RNA, 462 nt
Organism: Striga hermonthica
Lineage: Eukaryota; Viridiplantae; Streptophyta; Magnoliopsida; Lamiales; Orobanchaceae
Source: the annotation of a GenBank genome assembly
AUGGAUAAUCAGAGCUUUACGCAUCCAACGUUUUCUGUCAACAUUUCUUCCGGGGUUAAUAUUCCAGCUUCCUUGUCCCUUGCUCCAUACAAGAACAACAACAUCGGGGACUUGGAUGGAUUUUUGACAGAAACUAAUGGGAUAUACAAGAUCAAGAAAGGCGAAAAGAAAGCUAGAAAGCACAAGUUCGCCUUCCAGACGAGGAGCCAAGUUGAUAUACUCGAUGAUGGAUACCGGUGGAGAAAGUACGGUCAGAAGAAAGUGAAGAGCAACAAUUUUCCUAGAAGUUACUACAGGUGCACGCACCAAGGAUGCAACGUUAAGAAGCAAGUGCAGCGACUAUCAAGAGAUGAGAGUGUUGUUGUGACCACGUACGAAGGAAAUCAUACGCAUCAUGUGGACAAACCCAUUGACAAUUUUGAGCAAAUUCUCAACCACAUGCAGAUUUAUCCUGUGAAUUAG